This is a messenger RNA of Nelumbo nucifera (sacred lotus), 1917 nucleotides long. The record is from RefSeq and is a predicted model, not a curated record. Lineage: Eukaryota; Viridiplantae; Streptophyta; Magnoliopsida; Proteales; Nelumbonaceae.
UCAACCCCCAUUUCUCAUUUUUUUUUUCAGACUCCAUUGAUGCAUUAGGGUUUUAAAUGUAUAUUUCCACGCCCAAAUAGUUCCUUAGGGUUAGGGUUUAACAUUUGUUAAUGUUUCACAUAUUUCUCCACGACCAAUGCAUCAAUUUCCGAAUCCGCCCAAAUAGUUUGCUGUAACUUGAUCUCAACUGUAUUUGCUUACCCUUCCAAAAACUCUCUUUCUUUUUCACAGUGGGGACUAACCAAAAUCUGUGACAGUGAAAUGCUGGUGCCAUCCUCCUUUCUGAGAAUAUCAAUAACUGUUGACUAUCUACUACUGUUACUCCUCCCACAGCGACAACCUCUCAUAUUCCCUGUUCAAAGGCGUCGUUAUGCUUCUUCCCCUUCAAUUCCGUGGUUAAAAUCUCUCAAUCUUCCUCGUACUUCCCUUGUGAGUCAAGUGAUGGUUGUUAUGCUUCAAGACAAGCCUUUUGAUGCUCAAACUGCCGCCUCAAUUACUAGGCUCAAUUUCAAUCCAUGGACUGUUGAGACUGUCUGUGAGGUUUUGAGAUCCAUUACCAGAUUCUUUUUCCAAUCUGCUAGAUCAAUUGGACGCCAAAAAGGUUUUAGGCACCGGACACCUCUUAGACAGAGAAAUCUACGAUUAGAAUCUGAUAAUCUUCGGGAUGGUUUGCGUUUUUUUGGCCCUGCUGCAUACAGAGAUCCUGAGAAGGUCAACUUAGGAUUAGAAAAGGCGUUACAAUUCUAUUAUUGGGUUGAGUCCCAAUUUGAAUUUAUCCAUAAUGAGAGUACUUGUAGGGAGAUGGCCUGUGUAUUGGCAAAAGGGAAUAGGCUGAAAAUGCUGUGGAAUUUUCUUAAAGAAAUGGCUGGAAAAGGUAAUGGACAACUUGUGACAACUGCUACUAUCACCUGUUUGAUAAAAGUUCUUGGAGAGGAGGGCUUAGCCAAUGAAGCAUUGGCAGCAUUUUAUCGGAUGAAGCAGCUGCAUUGUAAACCUGAUGUUUAUGCCUAUAAUACAGUCAUAUGUGCUCUUUGUAAAGUUGGGAAUUUUAAGCAGGCAAAAUUUUUAGUGGAACAAAUGGAAUUGCCUGGUUUUAGAUGCCCUCCUGAUAUAUUUACAUACACUAUUUUGAUUAGCUCUUAUUGUAAGCAUAGCAUGCUGACUGGGUGCCGCAAGGCCACUAGGAGGAGGUUGUGGGAGGCAAACCACUUGUUUCGGAUAAUGUUGCUUAAAGGUUUUGUUCCUGAUGUUGUUACUUAUAAUUGUUUAAUUGAUUCCUGUUGCAAGACCUAUAGGAUUGACAGGGCAUUAGAGCUUUUUGAUGAUAUGAUUCAGAGAGGAUGUAUCCCUAACCGGGUUACCUACAAUUCAUUUAUUAGGUAUUAUGGCAAAACUAAUGAGAUUGACAAGGCCAUUGAGAUUUUAAACAGGAUGAAAUUGAUGAACCAUGGGAUACCCACUACAAGCUCUUACACCCCUAUCAUACAUGCAUUAUGUGAAGCGGGAAGAGUUUUGGAGGCACGGGAUUUUCUUGUUGAGCUAGUUGAAGGUGGGUCAAUUCCUAGAGAAUAUACAUAUAGAUUAGUUUGUGAUGCACUGAGUUCAGCAGGUGAUGCUGGAUUUUCUGAUGAAAUUCGGAGGUGGAUUGAGAAUGGGAUCAAUAAUAGAUAUAAGCAAAUAAUGCAGGUGAAACCAAUAAUGAAAGGUAGUUCCAUUACAGCAAUGGUUAAAUCUGGUGUUUGAUGGUUUGGGAAUGCUCAACCAUGCUGAAAUAUGAGAAAAUUGACUACUUGUGUAGUUUUCAUCAAGUAAGCAUUACCAUUAUGAUUUUUUAAAUCCCAAUCAAUUAUUCUAUGCAUAGAUCCCUAAUUAAUUAUUUUUCAUUUAAAUGGAAUGCACAUUUCCCCUUUGUCUAUA